Porites evermanni is the source of this 8101-nucleotide messenger RNA. The record is from the annotation of a GenBank genome assembly. Lineage: Eukaryota; Metazoa; Cnidaria; Anthozoa; Scleractinia; Poritidae.
AAGGUUCAACCAUGAUGGCGUCGCGAAUCAUGCAUGGUCGAAGAGAAGGACAAACGAGGGGUAAUUUCUUGACGUAAAUACCUAUUCCUGCGAAGAUUUCUAGAGUUUAACCAUUUUUCUUCCUUUCUGGUUGUGUAGAUUUCGCUGGAAAUACUCUUAGUGUCAUUCCCGCUGGAGUUAAUCCGCGAGAGGUGAGCUUGGCGGUGCAAGCAAGCUAAAAUUUAUUCGCACAUACUCUGUAUCAAUCAUAAAGUUUUUUUCCUGCCCGCUCUGGGAAAAGUGUUUCAUUCAUUUAUUAAAUAGUCACGGAACACCGUACUACCUUUACAGGUAACUGUUCUUCAGCCUGAAACAUGGAGACGAAUACAAAAUAGCCUGUCGGGUUAUAACGAGGAAAAAGAGCGAUUGCAAGCGAAGAUGAAAGAACGAGAAGAACUCCAUACUUUCUCUAAGGAUUCUGUCAAACACUGGGAAAACACGAUAGAGGUUCGUUGUUUUAACUUUUAUUUUCCUACAAAUGCUGCAGAUCAAACAGUUAAACCUAUUAAUUUUCAGGCGAAAAAACUGCAUUCGGUUACCCUCAUACGUGUAUUUGGCGGCAGCUACACAUAAGACUCCCGAUAACUCGAACCUUCAAGGGAAAUAGAAAAAAGUUCGAGUUAUCGGGAUUUCGAGUUAUCGGGAGCUCGAAGAAGAUAGCCGAGAGUAAGGAAAAAAACAGUUUUUACUGCACAGUGAACAUUUUAAUCACAUUUUAUUGUAGAAAUGUCAAGUGAAAAUUAAAAGAUACUUCUAGAUUAUAAAUACAAAACAUAGCCUAAAUAGAGCAUGCGUUUUACUGUUUUUGAGAAGUAAAGCUGCUCCAUGUUAACCUGUUACAAUCAACAUCAGCCUCCACUAGUAAACUAUACUCCUACAACACGUCAAUAGGAAGUCCAAAAUUCAGUGUUUUGGAGGGCAGAAGACGGCUUUUUUUCCCGACUUUUUAAGGGCUCAAAACAUGGUUCGAGUUAUUGAGGGUAAAAUUAUAUAGAAAAUGACCUGAGGGGAAACGAAAAUUGGUUCGAGUUAGCGGGAGUUCAAGUUAUCAAGGGUGCGAGUUACCGAGGGUAAAAUUGCAGUGAAUGUAUGACGGAAAUCCAGGGGAAAUUGAUUUUGGUGCGAGUUUAAGCGUGAGGUUCGAGUUAGCGUGGGUUCGAGUUAUCGGGAGUCGACUGCAUACGCUUUAUGGUCACUUCGACCCCAAGUCAUUUUGUCCCAGUCAGCCCCCUUUUAAGGUAACCUGUAACAUCGCUUAAAGAACGGGAUAUAUUACAUAUUUAAGUGACUGAAAAAUAAGGGUCUAAGUAGACUUGGGGGUGAGAGUGCGCGAUAUAUUUGUUGUAACAGAAUAAGGCCCCGUUUUAUUUUAAUAAAUGGAGAAAACUUGGGUGCUCACCAUUUAAGCUUAUACAAACAACCCUGGAGGGAGAAUGACUCGCGACAAAAUACAUCGAGAUCAGCUGAACAGCCUAAAAAGAGUUGAAAAAUUGCAUUGCAUCAAAAUACAGCCCAUAUUUUCUGAAGCCUUCCCAAAUGGGAUGGCAUGAACCAUUUAAUGAUUUUCCAACCAAAAUUUCCAGUUUUCCCACAUAAAUGGUAAGCACCCCUUGUCUCUGGUAGUAGGGUCACUCGCCUACCCAAGUUACCCUGGGUGAGCCAAGUCUUCCUACGUUUCUUUUAAAACUAGGCAAACCAUUUACAUGAAGAACAAAAAGUUGGCUCUGCCAGAGGUGUGACUUGCCUUCAUGUAGCAAGGUCACUCUUGACGAUGUAGGGUCAACCUCCUAGCUGGGCCAACUUUUCUCCAUAUAAAGUGUUUGGCUUGCACAGCCAGGUCAACUCAGUCAAGGCAAGACAAUCAGAGCAUUCGCGUGGGCUGUUAGCUCGGGCAAAGGGGGUUUCUUUUUUUUCUUACAGCGCUCACUAAAGGUGACUGAGCUGGGAGGGUGACCCUCUUUCCUGUGACAACUUUUCCCAACAUAAAAGGGGCCUAAAAUUAAUUUUAAUUUAGACCAUCAGAUUGUUGUUAUAUACAGAACACUUAAGAUAUUGGUAGUUGUUCUCAAAUGUUCAAUAUUUAACAGGUCAGUUUUCCAUGAAAUGUCAAUUCCCUUAUGUUUUUUUGUGUACAUGUAGGGUCAACGGCUCAAGAAAUUGCAAGCUCGACAAAUAAGAGAAGAAAAGGAAGAGGUGAGAAGAUUUUAAAAAAAUGAUUACUUUUAACCUUUUGAAAAGAAGGUAAAGAUAAUUUACAAGACAGGGCCAGGUUGUUCAAAGCAGGGUUAGUGCGAAAUUUCAAUUCAGAUAUGAAAGCUUAAAAAGAAAAUUCAUUUUUUUCCUUUUGGGCUACAAUUUGAUGAUUGGAUGCUCAACAAAGAAAAAAAUGCUUUUGAACAAAAGACGAAGAAUUCUAAGUUAAAAUUUAACCCCAGGUUAGCGCUAAUCAGCCUUCGAGCAACUGGGCCCUACAGGGCUAUAGCUUGCUGGUGAUGCUGUACAUCUCUAAUGGUCCUCUAUGCAGACAUAAGGACUUAAGUAAAUGUUUAACGUCAUUAAUAAAACCAUCUUUUUUAUCAAUAGGAAGAAAGAGUAAAGAUUGACAUUGAGGAAGCCAAGCACCAAGCACAGAAAAGAAAAGAAGCCAUUGAACGAGCCAAGACCCUUCAGUACUACCAAACAGAUAGAGUGAAGACAUUUCAUGUAAGAGAUUAAAACCUACAAAGUUUUUUUGGGCCCUUCAGGCCUCAGUUUGGUCCAAAAAGAAGGGGAGCACUCCCCUGGAUCGGCCACUGAUUAUAUCACAGAGUUUUCUUACCACUGGUCAUUUGUACUUUCCAGGGUGCCCUGCUUCUAACAGAGGUUCUAAAGGAGAGAGAUGCCCAGAUAGAAAUGAAGAAUGGCAAACUUGAUGCAGAAAAGAUUAGAGAAGAGCACCUCUUGAGACUGCAGCAAAGGGUAACAUUUCCCAUCAGUCAACAUGAUAGUGAAUAAUACAUUGAACUAAAAUAAUUUUUAGAUUUUUAAAAAUUCUGCAAAUUGUUUCUUUGUCAUGAAUUGAGGGGUGAAAGUCUCCAAGAUACAAUUAACUCUGUACAUAAAUUCCUAUAUGUAGAUAAUGUUCAUGUCAGAAGCAUUUUUUUUAAGCUAAACCAUGCUCGAACCCCUCAGUACAAUGCACAUGUAGUAUUAUUGAAGUACUUAAAGCAAGUUAUGGGUCUCAAAAUAAUUGUUUCAACUGAAUUCACCAAGGCUAGCUUUGUAAUUGGAUUGCUUUCAAGUGCUUACUCCACAUAUAGUCAUGAAAAUUUAAUAUUUGUAUCUUCAGCAACGUGAGGAGGGAAUUAUGGAAGAUCAGAGAAGAGCUCUGAGGAGGUAUAAUGAAAGAAAAGCAGUGUCAGAUUUCCAAAAGCUCCAGUAAGUACUAAACCUUUUAGUAAUUUCUAAAUACUGGCCUAAGUGAGAAAUUCUGCAGUACCUUCUGAGCUGCCAAAGGUAGUGAAACAGUGGCAUACAGUAUACUAGGAACACUGCAGUAUUAGGGUUGAACUUGAGGUUAGAAGAUCUACCGUAAUAUAAUGCUGCAUGGUGGUUUUAAACCAAUGCCAUAAUCAUAAUAUUUAAAGGGGUCAGUGGAAAAGGGGUGCAUCUAAAAAUAGAGGGUUAUUCACUUUCACUUCUCAGAAUCCUUGAUCAUAUUGAAGAAUCAAAAAAAGGAAAGGAAGCUGACGUGGAAGAGGGCAGAAAUAUCAAGCAGCAAGUUGACAUGUAUGAGGCUGCAAAGCAAGCUAUUGAAGAGCAAAGGAGAAAAGUAAGUUAAGGUUUUUAUUAGUGAUAACUGGUUUGAGAAAGGGCAGUUUUGGAAAUUCUUUGGUAAUCAAAGGACAAAAUUAUCACCAUAAUGUACACGAAAUUUUGUACCUCCUUACAUUUAUGAUACUCAUAAAGCUGAAAAAUUAUAAUUAUAGAAUGUUAGUUAAGUUAUUAAAAAAAUAUAUUUUGAAGUGAAACUUUGGAAUCCACGGAGAUUACACGUAAACAUUAUAACAAAUUUGCGACUCGUGCUGCAUGAAAAAGGCUGGAACUUCAACCAAAAUGGUAACUAUAGUGAUGUUGAUUUAUUAUAACUAACUGUUUUUAAAGCCCAUUUUGAUUAAUUUUCAUUAAUUAUUUUUCAAGGAAAAGAAAGAUAUUAUGGAGGAACAUCAAGCACAGCUUGCUGAUAGAGAAGUAUGUUUGUCACAAAAUAGUUAUCCCACUGUAGAUUUUCCGCUUUGUUGGAAAUGCUUGUAUGGUUUACCGGUAUGUAGAAAUGUUUGUUCCCCUUUUGAAAUGAUCAUCCCAAUUCCAUCCUACGUCCUCUUUCAGUUCUUAGCCAGCCUGCCUACAGCCAUGUGCUGUAUCUAAUAAUCUUAUUUGUUUCUUGGGGAAGAGUUCCUUGAAGCCCUUUCCCUUUUUUUGGAAAACUGAACUGUACAGGUUCACCUGUAUUCACUCCUGAAACUGAACAGACACACUUUCAUGCAUAUAUUUCGUACUGACUUAAUGUUUCUUCAUUUUAUUGUUCAGAGAAGACGACAACUUGAACAGAAGAAAAUUGAAGAGGAAGAGGAGGAAAUCAGACAGUUCGGUCAAGCUAAAAAGGUAACAGUCGUAAAUUUAAUUUCAUACUCUGUAGAUAUCACCAGAAAGAUAAGUUCCAUUUUAAAUGGCCGCGAAUGGCAAGUAACCCAACUAUAAACUUGUUCACUUACUGUACAAUCCUCAUCGCUCACAAAUGCCUAUUGGGGUUCAGUUUUAUCUGUGGUUUAAAUAAAGCUGAUUAACUCUAAAAAUUAUCAAGUAAACAGCUAAAUGAACAUCUUGGAACUUUUUCUUUGUUAUACAGAAAAUGGCAAAGAUGCGUAAAGCGAAGGAAACAGAAUUAUUCAAGUGAGUACUAAUCCAAAGAUGCGUACAAAAUACUUGAUGAAAAACCGGAGUGAAAGUGUCGUUUUUAACAUUUUUGGCAAACGAUCUAAAACGUGUGUUGUUCUUCUUGCAACCACAUUUAUAUAGCUGCAGAUCGGUCAUCUCUGUUCUUAAACAUUCGUUAAAGAAGAUUCGCUUUGAUUUCUCGUAACAAUUUUAUUCAAGUACACCGCCCGAUAAAUGUUGUCGCAUCUGCUACACUGUUCUCAAAAUACUGUCUCUUUUUUUCAGUGCCUUCCAAGAACACACGGAGCGGAUGAGAAAGAAGCUAGCUAACCAAAGACAACAAGAAGUUGAUGAUGAAGAUGACCGGAUAGCAAAGGCUGUGGCGGAUAGGGAGAGGAAGCGUGAUGUAUGUGCCUGUUUUCUUAUAACGUUGUAAAAAGUACGUUUUUAAGUGUCAAUGUAAUUAGCACGAAAGUACUAAUUGAGGACACCGUUUGUCUCCUAUUGGAGACGGGACCGCCAUUUUUCGCGGUCAUCCGAGCCACGCAAAUAUUCAGCCGUUUGCAGGGCAAAGGAAAUACCUUCAUUUAUCAAUUAUUUUUAGAUCUCUACCGACUGAGUUAUUAUCAAGUAAAGAAACUUGCCUGUUGUGAAAAAAAAAAGCCCACCUGACAACGGACCCGUCGAUAUGUCUGUGAGGUGGAAUUGGAUUUUUAAAAUUCAAUCCAUGAAGUUAUCUUUCAUAGGAAAUCUAAAAGUAUAGUGUUAAAUCUUUCUUAUGAUAUGAAAAUUUUCCUGAAUGUUUUUAGGCCGAAGAAAGAGAAAAAUACGAGGCAGACAUGAAGGAGAAGAGGGAAAUUCACGAUCACAGAAUUCACAUGGUAAUAACUGUAGUUAUUAUUACGUACUACCUAAAGUAACCAAGACUAAAGCAAGAAAAAUAUGUACGGCUCUUCAUCUUUGAGCAUCUUCAUUUUUUAUCCUUAUUUUUCUUUCCAUUUUAGAUGAAAGAGAAUGAACGCCGAGCAAGAGAAGAAGCAAGCAAAGACCGUGAAAUACUUCGCAAGAGAGUCGAAUCUGAUAAACUGGUACGUAAACACUCAGGUUCCUUGAGAAUAACAUGCAAAGGCUAAAAAAGUGUAACCUGCGUAGCAAGCUCUCCAUUUUGGGAUAUCGUGAAAAGUAGACGCGCUAGAGGCACGCGAUAGGAGUCCCGAAAGGGGGGAGCGGUCCCUCGCGGCCUCGCCGCUCGCUCACGCGUUCUUGCGCCGCUCGCUUCUCUCGCCCAAAUAUGAGAGCUUGCUCUGAGGCUAGCGUAGCUGCGAAAACGAGCGUCUUUGUCCUCGCGGCUUCACCGCUCAUAAGCGCGCUAGAAAUACCGCCAGAUACGCAGGCUAAAAAAGUGCAAUUUUUUUCAAGGCUUCACCGUAAUUUUUAGGGAGUUAUUAUAACUCCAAAAAUGGAGUAAAAAUUUUAGGUACAGGAUAACCCCUUUUUUGGGGUUAUUUUAACUCCUAAUUUAACUCCGAAUUUGGGGUCAUUUUUACUCCUGAAAAAGAGUUCUUUUUACUCCCACUCUGGAGUUAAAAUUACUCCGAAAUGGGGUUAUUUGUACUCCUUACAUGGGUUGUUUUUACUCUUUUUGGAGUUAAUUUAACUCUGAAAGUGGAGUAAAAAUUUUAGGUACAGGAUAACUCCGCUUUUGGGGUUAUUUUAACUCCUCAAUAUCUGGGGUCACCUUUACUCCUGAAAAAGAGUUCUUUAAACUCCUUUUUGGAGUUAAAGUAACUCCACGAAAAAUAACUCCACUGUAAGGAGUUAAAUUAGCCCCACUAGAGGAGUUAUUAUAACUCCCUGAAAAUUACAGUGUUCUUCUCUAUUCUGAGACUUAAGAUGCUAACACUUUUUGCCGUCGUUUGCUUUUUUAGUACCACAUGAAACAGGAGGAAAAGAGAUCAGAGCAACUAGGGGAAAACAAGAAAUUGAAAGAGUUCCAAACACAGCAAAUUGUAAGUAGAGUUGUCGCGCCGUUGUGACCUUGCAGAAAUUUUACACAUUCAUUUAUCGAUUAUUAUCCCAGUGGCAGCCGUUUAUUGUUGAAAAGGACAGUCUUCAACGCAUUAUGCACGAUAUAAGUAAUCAAAAAGCGCGGCCGCCGUGUCGAGUCAGCCUGGUAAAGCAGGCCAACCUGAUUAACCAGUCUGGCUUUCCUCUAGCUAGUAUCAGGCGUUUUCGCCCUCCAAAUAAACAGGCCGUAAUUGGUAAGGUCUUUGUUGGCAAUCCAUGGGUUUACACAUCUUAAUACAUAUAUUUCGACAGGCUGAAUUAAAAGACCGUAAACAUCAACUUAGGGAAGCGGAAUUAGACCUGGAUAAACGCAACGAAGCCCUACUCAGGUCCGAAGAGGUUCAGUUCCAGGAGUACGCAAACAAGGUCAUUUCAGAGGCCAAGGAGAACGGCCGUAAUCCGUACCCACUCAUCAAGGCCUCUCAGGAGGGCCCCGGGGGUGGAAGAGGCCCCAAAUAUGAAGGCAAACAAGGUCUUAGACCGAGCUAUCUUGUGUGUGAUGGGACAGGGGUACAGUUGCCUAAUUACCACAGUGGUACCGUACAAGGCUCCCAUACCAAGAUCUACGGCCGUCCAGCAGAAAGUAUGAAGAGACUAGGCUUUACUUGGUGAAAUUUUUGACAACUUCUACGACGAAUUUUGACUUGUAAAUAGUCCUUCUUAUUCACUGAAGUAAUUUUCUCGCACGUAUUUUUAACAAGAUAACUCAUUCAACCUCGAGAAAUAUUCCUGCUGCGCUGGACUUUAACAUCGUUUACACUACAUUCAUCAGCGAUUGUUUCAUGUAUAUUACAGGGUGUAGAAGUUUGCUGGCGUAUAUUGUUUGUAAAUAAAGUGAGGGUUAAAACACUUGUUCCCUUUAUUGUCUUAAUUUUAAUCGUGUUGUCGUCCGAUGUUAUCUGUCAUACUUGGAAAUAAACCUAAAUCAGCCCCACUGGAGAAGUGGGGAAAAGCCCCACUGGAAAAGUCAGGUGUUUACAAUAAAGACUCCACUCUAACCAGCACGCCACCUUUUGCACUCAAAGCGCCACCGGCAUGUAACAUCAGAGGAACUUGUGUCUUGGCUGACCGCACGAAC